CCUAACCCUCCUAAACCUCCUAAACCUCCUAAACGUGCUAUCGAUUAGGCCGUCUAUCGUUAUCUGAUCCAGGGGAUUCGUUCUCUCAUUCUUCCGACCUCGAACCAGGAGCAUCCCAUUCUCAACCUUCAAAGACUUAUAAGUUUGAUUUCUCCUUCUCCUUCCCCAUUCUUCUUUUAUCCGUUCAAUCCCCUCGAAAACUUGAUAAUAUUAUUUGCGACACGAUGGCAGACACCGGGGCCGCGACGUACUCGACCGACCCCGCUCUAUAUAUCUACACGUCUCUUACGGCCGGGUCUUCUCACAUCGUGACGGCUACUUCGCGAUUGGAGACCAUCCUAAGAGCCAAUAAGGUGCCCUUCAAGGCCCUGGAUAUCGCUGUUGAUGAUAAGGCACGUAUGAUAUGGAGUCGAAGGGCUGGCAAGGAUGCAUCUGGACGACAACGCAAGCUUCCCGGUCUGGUACAAAUGGGCCUGGUUUUAGGCGAUCUAGUAGAGAUCGAGGAGUGGAACGAGUACGGCGAACUGAAACAAAAUGUCACCAUCUACUACGACGACUUCACCAUCCCGCCCAAGAGUCAGGCGCCUCCACCACCUGCCCCUAAAGUUAAGAAGCCAGCCGCCAAAUCAACCCCUGCCCCUGCGGCGGGCGCUUCCGCACCACCACCGCUACCCGAAAACGAUAAGACGAAGGCAACAGCGUCAUCCACAAGCAAAUCCGGAGUAGCAGCCAAAGCAGCUAGCACCGCCGAACCCGUCCGUAGUAUUGCUGAGGAGGCCGCGGCGAAAGCGAAGCAGGUGCAUCUGGAUAGCUUGCGAGCUAAGGUCUACGGGAAGAAAGAUAAGGACGCUAAGGAGAGCGAGGACGUUAAGAAGUCAGACGACAAAGACACCAAGGAGAACAAGGAGGAGCCUAAGGAAGAGCUCAAGGAAACCAAAGAGUUGGUGAGCAAGACUACCGAAAAAUCAGAAGCCGAGGAUAUUAAGAAACCCGAUACUACUGAAGCAAAGGGCGUCAAGGAUACGAAGGACACCAAGGCUGUCAAGGACACCAAAGAUACCAAGAAAACAGAUGCCAAAGACACCAAGGACACCAAGAAAGUAGACAGUAAGGAUGCUAAAAAACCCGAGAGCAAAGAUACCAAGAAGCCCGACACCAAGGAUGUCAAGAAAGUAGAAAAGAAGGAUCCUAAGAAACCAGAGGCCAAAGAGGUCAAGAAGCCAGAAACCAGGGUUAUCAAGAAGACGGACACCAAGGACGUUAAGAAAUCCACUGCCACCGCCAGUACUAGCUCUAGUGCUAGGAAGGCCACCACCACCACUACUACCACUACAGCCUCGUCCAGAGCUAAGGCGGCAGCGGCAGCGGCAGUAUCCAAGCCUAAAGUAACGACUUCCAAAGCAACCCCCUCGAAAGCAGCCCCGUCGAAAGCAACUCCUUCGAGAACAAUUCCUUCAAGAGCAACUCCCUCAAAAGCUACUCCUGCCAAGACGACUCCUAAAAUAGUCCCGAUCAAGCCUAAGACUACGACUACAUCAUCUAGAACUACUUCUACAUUGGCUAAGCCUAAGGCUACGAUAUCAACCCGCUCGGCUGCCGAAAAGCUAAGCAAGCUGAAGAUAUCGGAUAAAGAUAAGGAAAUAUCGGCAGGCGAAGCGGCCCUGCGGUCGCCGACGGCAGCGUCAUGGCGCGAGACUACCCCGACGGAAGAGGACGUGCUGCGCCCCAUGCUGCAAAGCCCGACAACCGGGUCGUGGAGGGCAGACGGCACCGGCGCGACUCCUAACAUAACCGAACUUCUCCACGGUGCCGUCGUGGAGGAGGUGCCUCCCGAGGAAAUCGCCGAGAUCGAGAAGGCCGAGGCGAUUCCCGAGGCGACUAGUACGGAGGAGGAAGAUAGUGAAGAUGAGGAGGACGACGACGACGAAGAGGAGAAAAAGGAGGGCGAGGACGAAGAGGAAGAAGACGAUGACGAGGAUGAAGACGAGGAUGAAGAAGAGGACGACGACGACGACGACGACGACGAUGAGGAGGAGACGGAUGAGGAGGAAGGCAAGGGAAAGGGAAAAGUUGAAGCCAAGAAAUAAUCAAUCAACUUUAUAGCAUUCAAUACGUCGACGAUGCCGGCGAGUUUUCACUUCACUUUUCACUUUCCACUUCCACUUUCCACUUAAUACUGCUUUUCAGCAGACCAUAGGGGCGGGGGUGCUAAUUAGAUACCAAAUUUGCGAAGGAGAAGACAAAAUAAAUAAAGACCAACUAUCGAUUAUUAUUAUUAUUAUUAUCAUCUUAAUCUGCGAGAACUUUAAUAGCGGUACACGGUAACUGUUUAUUAUUGUAUCGACGACGGGAACACUUCCUUUUCUUCUUUCUUCUUAGACUAGUGGCACGUUAUUAUAAUAGUUAAUACUUAAUAGUUAACAGUAGAUAUAUAUAUCUCUCUCUUUUAUACUAACCUAACCUAGUAACCUACCUAUAAAUACCCUUCCGGAUAUACUAUACUACUAUACUACUU
Messenger RNA from Daldinia decipiens, 2515 nucleotides. RefSeq lists its product as uncharacterized. Lineage: Eukaryota; Fungi; Ascomycota; Sordariomycetes; Xylariales; Hypoxylaceae. The coding region runs from base 225 to 2087 and encodes 620 amino acids. The transcript is spliced from 2 exons. The record is from RefSeq and is a predicted model, not a curated record.